This is a messenger RNA of Hypanus sabinus (Atlantic stingray), 3746 nucleotides long. It is a transcript of the gene ush1c, whose product is annotated as Usher syndrome 1C. The transcript is spliced from 26 exons. NCBI's taxonomy places the organism in Eukaryota, Metazoa, Chordata, Chondrichthyes, Myliobatiformes, Dasyatidae. Bases 37 to 2634 code for a protein of 865 amino acids. The record is from RefSeq and is a predicted model, not a curated record. Gene Ontology annotation, molecular function: protein binding. Gene Ontology annotation, biological process: inner ear auditory receptor cell differentiation; inner ear receptor cell stereocilium organization; sensory perception of sound. Gene Ontology annotation, cellular component: stereocilia ankle link complex; photoreceptor inner segment; stereocilium tip.
GUCAUUCCCUGUUUCCAUCGUAUCCAGGCUGCUACAAUGGAGAAAAAGGUAGCCAGGGAAUUCAGGCACAAGGUGGACUUACUAAUUGACAGUGAUGCAGAAAAGGACUACCUUUAUGAUGUACUACGUAUGUACCACCAAUCAAUGGAUCUCCCUGUUCUGGUGGGUGACCUAAAACUGGUGAUAAAUGAGCCAAGUCGUCUGCCAAUGUUUGAAUCUAUUCGGCCACUUAUUCCUUUGAAACACCAAGUAGAAUAUGACAGUCUGACACCAAAACGAUCUCGGAAACUAAAGGAGGUGCGUUUAGAUAGAACACAUCCUGAAGGACUAGGCUUAAGUGUGCGAGGUGGAUUGGAGUUUAAUUGCGGACUCUUUAUUUCCCAGUUGGUGAAAGGAGGACAAGCAGACAAUGUUGGCUUGCAGCUUGGAGAUGAGAUUGUUCGGAUAAAUGGCUACUCAAUAGAAUCUUGCACACAUGAGGAAGUGAUAAAUCUUAUUCGUGCCAAAAAGACUGUGUCGCUGAAAGUUAGACAUGUUGGAAUGAUUCCUGUCAAAAGUUCUUCUGAGGAGACUUUGAAGUGGCAAUUUGUGGACCAGUUUGUGUCAGAUGCUGGGGAUGGGAAGAUCAGUUUAGCCGGAUUGGCUUCCCUGGGGAACAAGGAAGUAAGGGAAAAGAAGGUUUUCAUCAGCUUGGUUGGUGUCAAAGGCAUGGGGUGCAGCAUAUCCAGUGGUCCUACUCAGAAGCCAGGGAUCUUUAUCAGCAAUGUGAAACCAGGAUCAGUUUCUGCAGAGGUGGGCUUAGAGGUUGGAGAUCAGAUUGUUGAAGUAGAUGGAGUUGAUUUUACAAACGUGGAUCACAAAGAGGCUGUCCGAAUUCUGAAGAGCAGCAGGAGCCUGACAAUCAUUGUACUCACUGGUGCAGGGAAAGAACUAUUCCAAACCGAAGAAGAGCGAAUGAAUGAAUAUUACCGCCAUGAACGAGAGCGUCAGGAAUUAAUGCAGCAGAAAAGGAUUGCAAUGGAAGCCAACAAAAUUCUGAAGGAACAACAAGAAAAAGAGAGGCAAAGAAAGCUGGAGAUAUCACAGAAAACUGCUGAAGAACAAGAGAGAUAUCAAAAAGAAAUUGAACAGAUAGAAGCACAAGAACAGAAGUUCAAAAGGGAAUGGGAUGAAGACUGGGGACAACAUGAACAGCCCACGAGUCCAAUGUCUGUAGCUGCUGAUGUAAUUCCACAACCAUCAUCGAAAAGUGAAACAAUUGGUUGGUUUUAUCGAUAUGAAGGCAAAUAUCCCACCACUCAGAAGAAAGGGAUAGAGAGGAAGAAAUCCAAGGCUGAGGUAUUAUUUGACCAAAGGAAAAAUAAAAAGGAACUGGAAUUUGAACAGAAGCUUGCCAUCGAGAAAGAGGAAAUGUUAGAGAAAGAAAAGCAAUUGAAGAUAAACCGACUCGUCCAAGAGGUUUCUGAAACAGAACGGGAAGAUUUGGAAGAAUCUGCAAAAGUUCAGCAUUGGGUGGAGAAGCUGUGCCAGACUCGGUUAGAGCAGAUCUCUUCAGCAGAGAAUGAAUCCCUUGAGGGGUCAACCGCACUGCAACCCCCUCCUGUGUCCGUGCGGACUUUCCCCGGUGGUCUCCAACUACAUACUACAGAUCUUGAUGACAUCAACUUAGAUCAGCUUGACCAGUCAGCAAAGCGGAUAGCACCUCCUCCACCAGCGCCUCACUUCGCUCCAUCCCCACAUCCGUCCAAGAUGCCAUCGCCGACAAUCGCAACAGCACGGAAAAAGCCUGCUCCGCCUCCACCACAUCAUCCAAAAACAUCCCACGCUGGCUCAAAGGUGUCAUCAGUUCCACCCCCUCUGCCACCAACACCAAUCCCCCCUUCAGUGCCCAUUCAUCCCAUUGCCUUUACUCGUUCCCAAGGUGCCAUUCAAGAUGUACGAGAGAGUAACUCAAACUAUUACUCACACCCGGACCUGGACUCAGGUCGUGACUGGGAGGCACAGAAGUUUGGUUCAAAAGCUGAGUACAGUCCUAUUUACAACCGGAUAGGGGAAAGUUCAUAUCCAACCAGUCAUAAGCAACUUGCCCCAAGCCCACCUAUGCAAAAACGACCACUGGGGCCUUUGGCUUCCAAGCCAGUCAUGUUGCCUCCUAGCCCUAGCCUUAUAAAAAAGACAUGGGUUAAAUCUGACCUGCAACCAGAAAUGUUGAAACGAAUGGUGGUCUACAAUUCGUCAUUUCGUUCUAAAGGAAAACACGGCUUCCAAAAAUACGUGGAGGACUUUGACCCUUAUUCUAUGUUCACAUCUGACCAGAUUGCAGGAAAAGAUGUUCGCCUCUUAAGAAUUAAAAAGGAGGGAUCAUUGGAUCUUGCAGUUGAGGGGGGCAUCAACUCUCCACUUGGGAAGAUCGUUGUAUCUGCUGUCUAUGAGGGAGGAGCUGCAGACAAACAUGGCGGUGUAGUGAAGGGAGAUCAAAUAAUGGCUGUCAAUGGGAAGAUCCUCAUUGAUGCUACCUUGCCUGAAGCUCAGACGACAUUGGCAAAGUCAUGGAAUAGCGGUGGUGACUGGAUAGACUUGGUUAUAGCUGUGUCUCCACCCAAGGAAUAUGAAGAUGAAGUGACAUUCUUCUGAUAAAGAAGAGUCAUAUGAUAUUAUAAGGACCACUUCAUCCGGAAUCAAAUCUUCCUCAUAAAGUCCAGUGCUUUGUAAUGCAAAAUUUUAUUGAAGAAAACAGAUCAGAUUAUUUAAACUACAUUAAUAUAAUGGAGAUAACUACAGUGAUUUAAAUAUUGAAAUUAUUGGUAAAAUGUAUAUAUUCCCUAAAUAGGAUUAACAGGAAUAUAUAGUAGUAUUGUUAUAGACAUACAGGUGCUUGUGUCAAAUUAUUUUCUAUUAGGUAUCAGAAUAGUAGGUUUAAAAAAAGAAUUGAAAGCUAAUUGAUUGAACUGGUUUUGUCGUGUUUUUCAAUGGAACAUCUAUGUCAAUGCACUGAAGAGCUCAAAUCUGAAGUUCCUUUAACAUUCAUCGCCAGAAAUGUGCUGAUUCUUAUGAACUUGUUAUAACCUCUACAAUGGUUUCAUAAAUCUGCUCUAUCAGUGCUGCUUUGAUAAGAAUGAAGUUGAAUGAUUAAGAAAAGCACAGUGAGUGUGAAGAGCAAAGAGCCAUCUCCAAGCCUGAAUAAUAUUGUAGACCUAAAGUCUAGUGUGUUGAGAGACUUUAGUAUUACUUUGCAAAUGGGAUUACCCAUGAUUGCAAUACCUUGGUGCUCAGGUUAAAAGUGAUAUAGCAAAUAAAUUAUGCAUGAGCAUCUUGCUUCAGUGUACCAUAUUGGUAUGAGAGGACUGGAGCAUUAAGGCUGAUUUUGUGAGACACGCUCUCCCGAAUGGUGUGGCGACACAGUGGAAUGGGACUUUAGAGAUGUGGACUGCAAUAUUUAUUAGCUCUGGAAACUAAUCACUUAUCUGAAAUAAUUGCAUCAAUUUUUGAUCGUUAAUAGAAUGAUUCUUUGUGUUAUGUGUGACCUAACAUGUUAUAAUAUAGUCUGUUAAUUAUAGAUAUAAAUAUUUACAUAUAAUGAAAUGGAUGUAUUUCUAAUUAAAUUUCAUUUAAAUUUAUAAUAAAUAAUAACAAGUAUUUGGCACAAAUGUAGGAAUGCUACAUUUGUUCUUGAAAUUAUUAAUGUUAAGGAGGAAUUUGUCCAAAUGCUAUUUGGAAUAUUUUUUAUUUUAUUAAAUCUUUAUUGA